Molecule: messenger RNA, 845 nt
Organism: Xyrauchen texanus (razorback sucker)
Lineage: Eukaryota; Metazoa; Chordata; Actinopteri; Cypriniformes; Catostomidae
Product: 40S ribosomal protein S3-like
Exons: 7
Coding region: 36-773 (245 amino acids)
Biological process (GO): translation; positive regulation of apoptotic signaling pathway
Cellular component (GO): cytosolic small ribosomal subunit; nucleus
Molecular function (GO): RNA binding; structural constituent of ribosome
Source: RefSeq, a predicted model, not a curated record
UACCUAUCCCUUUUCUGUCUUCGGCCUCCGGCAAGAUGGCAGCGCAAAUCUCGAAGAAGAGAAAGUUUGUGUCAGAUGGCAUCUUCAAAGCAGAGUUAAAUGAAUUCCUGACCAGAGAACUUGCUGAGGAUGGCUACUCUGGUGUGGAGGUCCGUGUCACCCCAACAAGAACAGAAAUCAUCAUCCUAGCAACCAGGACCCAGAAUGUCCUAGGAGAGAAAGGCCGCCGUAUUCGGGAACUGACUGCUGUCGUUCAGAAACGGUUUGGUUUCCCAGAAGGCAGUGUGGAGCUGUAUGCUGAGAAGGUUGCCACCCGUGGUCUGUGUGCCAUCGCCCAGGCAGAGUCGCUGCGCUACAAGCUGCUCGGCGGUCUGGCUGUCCGUAGGGCUUGCUACGGUGUGCUGCGUUUCAUUAUGGAGAGCGGAGCCAAGGGUUGUGAGGUGGUAGUCUCUGGCAAGCUGAGAGGUCAGAGAGCCAAGUCCAUGAAGUUCGUGGACGGCCUCAUGAUUCACAGUGGAGACCCCGUGAACUAUUACGUUGACACUGCUGUCCGCCAUGUACUGCUCCGACAGGGUGUGCUUGGAAUCAAGGUGAAAAUCAUGCUUCCCUGGGACCCCAGCGGCAAGAUCGGCCCCAAGAAGCCCCUUCCUGACCAUGUCAGCAUCGUGGAGCCCAAAGAUGAGGUUCUCCCCACCACCCCAGUGUCUGAACAGAAGGGGGCCAAGCCCGAGGCCCCUGUCAUGCCACAGGGACCCCCAGUGCCAACUGCAUAAAGGAAGGGGUUCACACAUCACUAUUGGAAGGCCUUCAUUUUUAUGUAUAAAAAUAAAUAAGGGCAAAAUCUA